Molecule: messenger RNA, 1500 nt
Organism: Phytophthora nicotianae INRA-310
Lineage: Eukaryota; Oomycota; Peronosporomycetes; Peronosporales; Peronosporaceae
Exons: 1
Coding region: 46-1257 (403 amino acids)
Source: RefSeq, a predicted model, not a curated record
CACCAAUACUCAAACGCCGAGGAAGAAACUAGUCUUCCCUUCCAGAUGGUGUCUCCACCGCGUUCUUCGUUGCUCACCGCCGACAACAGUGCAGCAAACGGACGCGCGUCAACAAGCAGAAGCGCAGACGCAUCGAACGGUGCAUCCUCCGCCUCCAGCAACGGCGCGGGAUCCAAGCGACAGCUCGCGGAGCCCGAGGUGAUUGCCUUGAACGAGCUGCUGGACACGUUCCCAAGCGAGAUGGACGACACGCAGCAGGAGAGUGGCGCAGAGUCGCAUAAGCGUCGGAAGGUUGAGGCAGCGGCUAGCUAUCAGCGCCCCAAAACCGACGAGCGCGAGGCCCAGCGUAGCCCAAAGACGCAGAACGAUGACGAGGACACAGAGUCGGAUAAUGAGCGGACGAAAGGGGACGACGAGGAGGACACUGCCGCCAGGGACAAGGCACCGGUGCCUCGCAGCGGACUCGCAUCCAGCGUAGGCUCGACUGGCACGGCCAUCCGCCACACGAAGCUCACGGAUCUGGAGCAACACGUGCGCAACCUGGAGAGGGACAAUCUGCAUCUGAAACAGGCCUUGCUAUUGGGCAAAAAUGCUUCAGGCCGGAGUGCAGCGAGUGCUGCGUCGGCGUUGAGCAGUUUGGCAGGAUUGAGAGGCGCGGGGAUGCCUGGGGCACCCGGCGUGGAGAACCGCGCGAAUACUCAGAAACUACUGGCGGAGAGAACCAAGGUGGUGACGGAGAUGGUGGAGCUGCUCAAUGCAGCGUAUCUGAGUCUAGGCGACGCGUCCCGAGUCUGGCACGACGACUGCCGGAUCGGUGUGGGUGUACGCGAGUGGGACGCGUUCGGACGUCUGCAGACCAUCAGUCUGUGGAACAUGAUCCGCUCCGUGUUCACGAGUAUCGUGGUGGACAUCGUGGAGCUGCGACCACAUUUGCCUGACGGGGAAAUGAUCCUCACUAAGUGGCGCAUCCAGGGCGAGAUCGCGUCGGCGCAGCACCUGGAGCGCGUGUGUGCGUCCGAGGAUUGCCCGGCCACCAUGCGCGUGGCGUUGAUGGCGAUCAAGUCGUCGGACUUGACGUUUACAGUCACCACGUACGUCGUGUUCCAGGAGCUGCGGAUUGCCCAGCAGCAUCACUGUUGGGAUCAAGUUGGCGUGUUCAAGCGGCUCUUUGGCGGAGAGAUCCCCACCAGCGUACAAAACAUGCUUACUAUCGACGAGGAGACUGCUGCAGGACGCAAGCAACCGCUGGAAGUGUAAGGGAACCUCACGCCGCCCAGCAACUUGUAUUUAUGUCUUCUUUAGCUUCCGACAAAUUUCACACUUUUUGCUUUUCUGACUUUCGUAUAAAUACUCGAAGUAGAACUUUUAGUUCUCUAUUUAGUAUUUACGAACUUAUCAGUUCGUAAAUACUACUACUCUGACAGAAUUUAUUGUUGUUGUACAAAAUCCAAAAGAAUUUAGUUGGUCGAAAUACAAAGUUCAAGAUAAAUCAAUAAUAUU